Molecule: messenger RNA, 876 nt
Organism: Cercopithifilaria johnstoni
Lineage: Eukaryota; Metazoa; Nematoda; Chromadorea; Rhabditida; Onchocercidae
Source: the annotation of a GenBank genome assembly
AUGAAAUUAUUAGUGGCUAUUGUUUUGUUCUUUUUAUCAGUUGCUGUAUUGUCGAGUCCAGUGCCGAAGCCAGAAGAGAGUGCUGAAACAGUCGAGAAACAAAAGGCUCCUGCUGUCAAGGUAGAAGAAAAGGAUUCAAGAAAAGUUGGCAAAGAAGAAGCGAAAGAAGAUAAGAAACAUUCGAAAUCAGAAGAAGCUUUGAAUGAAGCAAAAAGAAAUGAAGAAUUAAAAUCGGAACAUUCAAAAAAUGCAACGAAAGAAGAAUCUGAGGAGGUACCAAUAGCAACGAAAGAAUCUGAGGUACCAUCCACAGAUGGCGAAAAAGAGCCUGGAAAAGAUGAAGUGAAGGAAGAUAAUAAAAAUGAGACUGAGAAAUCCUUAGAAACAAACAAAAAGGAAGUAGAAGGAAGCGUCACAGCAGAGCCAAAAAAUGAUGGAACAGAUGCUAGUGAAGUAAAAGAGAACGGAAAGUCUGCUGAAACAUCGAAAGAUGAGAAGCCUAAAGAAACGUCAAAAGAAGGCGAAAAGUCUGCAGAAAAAUCAAAAGAAGACGAAAAGCCUGAAGAAAUGCCAAAAGAAGUUAAGCCUGAGAAGCCAGUCAACGAAAAAAAAGAUGAAAAGGACGAGAAGUCAACAGAAACAGUUAAAAAUGAAGGAGAAAAAUCAGUUGAGGUGGAGAAGGAAGGCGAAAAAACGGAGGAGAAAAAAACGACGGAUGAUGCAGAGAAGGAAGUAAAGGUGGAUGAAAGUCCGGAAAAGAAAAUGAAAGUGGCUGAAAGCCAGGAAAAGGAAGUGAAGGUGGAUGAAAGUCCGGAAAAGGAAGAGAAAUCGGAAACACCAGUGAAGUCAAGUAAGUUAACUAAUGAUCAGUUUUGA